AUGAGGAACGUUUGCGACCAUCUGAUGAUUCAACUUGAUGGCUUCGUUCAUGUCUCGCUCACAAGCCUUAUUGUGACCUUACACGCUGAUUACAUUGGUGGUGAACAUGCCAACUAUCGUAAAUGGUACUUUGCCGCUCAACUCGAUCUCGAUGAUGCAAUUGGCCAGACAUCUCAUGCUAUCCUCGGGUUGACCAAACCGGCAAAAAAAUUGAAAUCAGCCUCUGCCAAGUCAUUGGAAUCUACUCAAACGCGCUGGCAACAGGCUAUGCCCAACAUGUCCUCUUACGAUCACAUGCUUCGGUUCAUGCCUGAAUGUCUCUGUUUCAUCUUCAAAUGUGCAGAUGAUUAUUAUCGUUCUCCAGAAUGUCAAAAUCGCGUCGAACCUGUUCCGCAAGGAUAUGAAUUGAUUGAUGGCAUCUUCAUGCGAAGAGAAAAAGAUCAUAUGGAAAUCAUUGGAUACAAUGACAUCAAUUCACUGUUUUGGGACCCUGAAGGAAUUGCCAAGAUUAGGUACAUGAAAUUUGAUAAAAUCGAGUGGCGUCAAGCGUUCUUCAAGACAUAUCUAAAAAAACGUUCAUUUGCGUAUACUGGUACUUUACUGCCUACAAAUGAGUUGACGUCUUUUUUGUUGGGAAUUUUGAUCUGGACACCUUGGUCAGAUUUUUUUACGCGUUUGCCCAAACAAAUCUACGCAAAGUUUCUUGCUACCUCCAAGAUGCAAGCAAGGUAUAAGCCCAAGGUCUUGGUAUCUCAGAUUUGGAAUGUGAUCAUCAUCUCAAUGUAUUAUGAGCAUUUACUGAGCAUCAACCAUGUCCAAUGUCUUCUUUAUGUAUGUUGUUGUCUCUUUCCUUGA
Molecule: messenger RNA, 855 nt
Organism: Melampsora larici-populina 98AG31
Lineage: Eukaryota; Fungi; Basidiomycota; Pucciniomycetes; Pucciniales; Melampsoraceae
Product: family 48 glycosyltransferase
Exons: 6
Coding region: 1-855 (284 amino acids)
Biological process (GO): (1->3)-beta-D-glucan biosynthetic process; fungal-type cell wall polysaccharide biosynthetic process
Cellular component (GO): plasma membrane
Molecular function (GO): 1,3-beta-D-glucan synthase activity
Source: RefSeq, a predicted model, not a curated record